AUGGAGCAGGCAGCUCUCCGCGGCAAGAACACGCCGUUCCAAGUCUACGCGGAGGUCCUCAACAAGACCACAGGCCACGUGACUGCCACCAAUGCAGAGCUAGACGAUGGCGCCAUGAUGAACGUCGCGUCAUACAACUUCCUUGGCGCGUAUGGACCAGUCACGCUCCGUCCUAGCAACGUUUACGCUAAGCUCGGUAACGGCAAGGUCGUCAAGUCGGACGGCACCAUCGAGCUCACGGUCUGCGUUGGAGACAAAGGUCACCUCUCUUGUACGCUCAAGCAGUCAUUUGAGGUGCUGCGAGGAUACCCGGGCACCCUGCUCUUCGGCAAACCGUGGAAGGCGGAAAUUGGCAUGAUCCACUUCUACCGGCUCGAGCUUGCGUUCAUUCCUAUGCCUGACAAGUCCAGUGACGGUCGCCGAUGGAUCCGGCUCGAGAGCAAGCGUCAAGCCUACAUGCCGGGACUGCCCGAGACGCCGCUCGAUGCCCUCCGCCUGACCAAGGAUGCGAUGGAGGCCAACAUUGAGGAACUCGAGGUGCUCGCCAUCCACAGGCUAGGUAGCGCUACUGCGCCAGCGCUUGCGCUCAAGGGUGACCUGGAAUUGUUGGCGCCAGUCUACGACAAGACGGAUGAGGUCGAGAUCCUGCUUGAGGACAAGGUCGAGUUGGCAGAGAGCAGCGACGAGUCAACCGAGUCCGCCGUAGCACCGCUACACACCGUCCAAUUGGCAGAGGCACCGGUGGAUCCGGCAGAACUCCAGCGACUCCAGCAGCUCUACCCGUUGAUCAACGACGACGCAGACUACCUUGCAGAUCGGCAGGCCCACCGAGAUCGAUUCCAGCCGUUCCGCUUGAGUGGUCGGCCCGACGACGAUAGCGAGGAGCGCGCGCAGCGCAUCGCCGACACCAUUGCAGCCCGCUUUGGCAGCGUAGGGACCCCAGCGGAACGCGAGCACUUCAAAGCGCUGCUGAAGGCCAAGCACCUUGCCUUCGCCAAGUCGCUCGCUGACUGCAAGCAGAACCGCGCCAUCGUUUGCGAUCCCAAGCUUACCGCCGAGCCACCGCCCACGACGCAUCGGGGCCGUCAACAGCCGCUCUCGCUGCCACAGCAGGAGUUCUUCAACAAGAUUGUCGACGAGUACAUGGCGAACAAUAUCAUGCGCUACAUCGCUGAGGACGAGGUCAGCAUUGUAUCCGAGACGCGCAUAGUGCCGAAGCCAUCGUCGGAGUACCCUCCCGUCUCUCUCGAGGUGCUCAAGCAGAUUGUCAACUCCGCGUUGAAGAAGGCGGGCCUCAACCAUGAUCCGUCGAUUCCCGAGCCGGAUCCAGCAGCACUUGCCCGCCCGCCUCCCGCCGAGAAGAAGUGGCGCCUUGUCACCAAGUAUGCCGGCGUGAACAAGUACAUGCGCGACAAGUCGUUCUACCCCAGCGACAUGGACGUCAAGAUGGGCAAGCUCUCGGGCAAGCGCUACGUUUUCAAAGUGGAUGGCUGCUCUGCCUUCUUUGUGGCACUUCUCUCCGCCUGUGGCAUGCUGCUUUCGACGACCUGGGUGCCCGGCCGGGGCUACGUCGUUUACAUGGUCAUGCCCUUCGGCUUUAAGAUCUCGCCCUCCGUCUUCAAUCGCUUCAUCGUCGAAGCAUUUGGCGACAUCUUCGAUUGCAACAGGACAUGUUGGAUGGACGACAGCGGCGGCAGCAAGCAGAGCUACGGCGACUUCUUCGAGUUCAACCGGCUCUUCCUCAACCGCUGCAUUGACGUCGGCUUUACUCUCUCGGUCAAGAAGUGCUCCUAUUUCCACAAAGAGGUCCAGUUUUGCGGCCACAUUGUCGGUCAGCACGGCAUCCGAGUUGAUCCUGAGCGCCUUCGCGCCAUUGUCGACUGGCCCAAGCCUUCUACGGUACGCGAGCUCAUGCAGUUCCGCGGCACGGCUUCGUAUCUGCGCAGCAAGGUGCCCGACUUCGCCAAGCACUUUGCACUGCUCAACGAGCUCACCCGCAACGUCGAUGACUACGAUAGGACUCUCGACGACCUCUGGGGCCCUCGCCACGAUGCCGCAUUCCUGCAAGUCAAGCAACAGCUUGUCAACUGCCGCGUUGUCCGCAAGCCGCGCUACGAUGGCCACCCAUUCUUUGUGCACUCAGACUGGAGCGGCAAGGGCAUUGGCGCCGUCCUGUUGCAAGAAUACCUUGUCCAGCAAGACCCAGCCACGAAGCGGUGGGAGGUCAUCGAGGACACUGAGACCCAUGAGCCGCUCAACGAGACCGCUGCGUCGACCGCCGACAAGCCCAAGGUCAAGCGUGUCGUCUUUCCGCUCGCAUACGCCAGCAAGCGAAACACCGAGCGAGAGCAACGAUACCCGGCGCAUCUUGGAGAGCUCGUGGCAGCAAAGUUCGUCCUGGACAAGUUUGCGCCGUAUACGUUCGGCCAGCCUAUUGUCCUUGUCACUGACUGCCAAGCCCUCAAGCAGAUUCUCGACUUGGAUCGCUUCCCGAACGCGCACGCCCGCUGGCGCGAGGAGCUGCUCCGCCAUGACAUUGUCCGCGUCAAGCAUGUCUCUGGCCGAAGCCACCAGCUUGCUCACAGCCUCAGCCACCGGCCACCUGCUGCUUCCGAUGACCCGCCUCAGCCCGUCGAGACUACGGACUGCGAACUGCUGUCGCUGUCGCUCAAGACGCUUCCCAAGGUCCCUCGAGACGACAAGUAUUUGCGCAUCAACGAGACCGCGGAGCGCCUGCUCAAGCGCUUUGAAGGGGACGAGCUCGAGGCUACCGUACGAUUCCUCCUGCUCCUUGAGAUGCUGGAAGACCGAGCGACACGAGACCGACUCAGACGCCAGCGCCUUUACUUUGUCAAGGACGGCCAGCUCUGGUAUCGCUCCGCGCUGUGGCCGCUCCGCUUCGUCUCGCAAAAGGAGGGCCGCAACAUCUUGCGUCAAGUGCAUGAUCAAGAGGGUCACUACGGCCGCGCCACCAUCCUUGCCAAGCUACGCCUCCAACAGCGCCUCACCUGGCCGCGCCUUGUCCACGACAUCGCCGAGUUCGUCAAGCGCUGCCAGACGUGCCAGCAGUUCGGACCGACCGAAGGGACCACUCUCAGUCCCGUCGUUGUCAUCUCGCCGAUGGAGACAUGGGCUGCUGACUUUGUCUCACUCCCACUGUCACACGGCAUCAACAAGCUACUUGUGGUCAUCGACUACUUCUCGCAUUUCACCUGGGCGUUUCCCGUGCGCUCCGCCACCCGCAACGAGGUUGUCAAGGCGCUCAUGUCGUUGCGCAAGGCCCUCAGACACCUGCCUCACACCCUCGUGACCGACAGCGGGUCCCACUUCAACUGCCAAGAAGUUGCGGUCUAUCUCGAGAAAGUCGGCAUGCUACACCACAUCACGCCGUCGUACGCACCCUGGGUCAACGGUAUGGUCAAGCGCGCCAACCGCUCCAUCCUCGAUGAGCUCAAGAAGCUGUCCGCGCCAACAGAGGUCCCUAUCGGCGAGACCGCAUCUGCCCAAUGGCUACCGCACCUCGAUGACGCACUGCGUGCCGUCAACAGACACCCGAUGAAGGAGCUGUCCGACCUGUCGCCCUUACAGCUACAUUACGGGCUGACGCGCUACCCACGCGAGGAUCUUGUUGCCGCAACCGUCGAGCCAACAGUCGAGCAACGCCAGCUGGCCCGCGCGUUUGUCGAUGUCGAUCGUGAGCGCGCCCAGAUCCGUCACCUCGGCAGCCAAGACCGCCAGCUACAUCUCAACGCCCUUGACGCUGUCGUCGACAAGACCGAUGACAAGACUCCCGAGCUGUGA
Molecule: messenger RNA, 3801 nt
Organism: Pseudozyma flocculosa PF-1
Lineage: Eukaryota; Fungi; Basidiomycota; Ustilaginomycetes; Ustilaginales; Ustilaginaceae
Exons: 2
Coding region: 1-3801 (1266 amino acids)
Biological process (GO): DNA integration
Molecular function (GO): nucleic acid binding
Source: RefSeq, a predicted model, not a curated record